GACCUGAAUGACAGCGGAAGUUUGAAUGAGACUUCUCUGCCGAGUCUUCGGAAGCAACUACAUACUUGGUUAUUGUAUCGUUUUAAUCUCAAUAAAGGAAACGUGUAGUAUCUGUUCACAUUUACUUCAAGUGACCCAGAAACACUAUGAUUUUAAGGAAAUGUCUGCAAGUGCGUGAACAAUCCAAAGCAUGUUUACAAUGGGCUCGAGCCAAAAGCACUUUUACAGAUCUCAUCGACGAGAGUGGACAGUCAGGUGUUAUUCUUAAAUCGAUGUCAACGGAUAUUUAUGAAAAUUUAGCAAUGGAAGACUGGAUACAUGACUAUGUUGACCUACAGAAUCGGAAAAUACUUUUCCUGUGGAGAAACGGCCCAGCAGUGGUGAUAGGGAGACACCAGAAUCCGUGGCAGGAAUGCAACCUUCAGCUCAUGAGACAGCGUGGAAUACCCCUCGCUAGAAGACGGAGUGGGGGCGGAACUGUUUAUCACGAUUUGGGGAAUGUCAAUUUGACAUUCUUCACGUCCAAGAAAAAGUACGAUCGCAACAGGAAUCUCCACAUAGUUACCAGUGCAUUGAAACGACUUAGGCCGAACCUAGACGUGCGAGCCACGGAGCGAUUUGACAUUUUGCUCAAUGGGCACUAUAAAAUCUCAGGGACCGCUGCAAAACUAGGGAGGACUGCAGCUUAUCAUCACUGCACUCUUCUGUGUUCUGCCGACCGGGCCUUGCUGUCUGCGGUGCUGAAGCCGACCUGUCAAGGCAUUAAAAGCAAUGCAACUCCAAGUGUGCCCUCGCCCGUGAAGAAUCUCCUGGACGAGGACAACACGUUAGACUGUGACACUAUCAUGAAUGCCGUUGCUUCCCAGUACAACACUGAGUUUGGUUUCAGCUCCCCUGUAACGCUUGUGGACCCCAGUGACGAGUUCUCAUUCCCCGGUAUACACAAAAUGUCCAGCGAGCUUAAAACUUGGGAAUGGACUUUAGGAAGGACUCCUAAAUUUAGCAUAUCUGCGUCCUUUGAUUUGCACGACAACUCGUCCAGACAAAAUGCAUCUCUAAACAUUGACAUCAAGAAUGGCAUCAUAGACAACUGCGAAAUUGAUCUUCCACCGCAUUGGUUGCCGUCAGAUGUGCGUAGAGAGUUCUGCAUGUUGUUGGUCGGUGGGAAAUUCUGUCCGAAUGAGAUGGCAGUGAUCCUAGCAGCAUUUCUCAGGACGACUUCACAAGAACUCAAAACUAAGACAUAUAAUCUGUAUCAGAAUGUUGUAUCGCUCAUGUGAAUAAAGAGGUUUGCGGUC
Hypomesus transpacificus is the source of this 1298-nucleotide messenger RNA. It is a transcript of the gene lipt1, whose product is annotated as lipoyltransferase 1. Gene Ontology annotation, biological process: protein lipoylation. NCBI's taxonomy places the organism in Eukaryota, Metazoa, Chordata, Actinopteri, Osmeriformes, Osmeridae. Bases 147 to 1280 code for a protein of 377 amino acids. Gene Ontology annotation, cellular component: mitochondrion; cytoplasm. The record is from RefSeq and is a predicted model, not a curated record. Gene Ontology annotation, molecular function: lipoyltransferase activity. The transcript has a single exon.